CUGGCCCCCGCGCCGCCCGCCUGUCCGCCGGUCUCUGCAAGGCCAUCGGUCCGUCCGCCCGCCCUCCCAGCGCUCCUCCGCCCCGGCCCCGCUAUCCCGGCCGCGCACGUCGCUUCCUCGGUUCCGGCCGCCGCUAGCCCGUUCCCGCCCCCGAGCCGGACGCCGCCGCUACGCGAGGCCGGGGAUUGGCAGAGCGCGUAGGCCGCGCUGCCGCGGAUGGAGUCGGAAUAAAGGGGCGGCUGAGAGAGCAGCCGGUCGCCACUCGCCCUGCGCCUGACCCCGCGGGCGGCCUGGAGCAGGUGAGCGGCUGGGCGCCCGGGGCCGCGGCUGGGCGCCACUCCCGCGCCCGCCGCACCCCUUCCCCAGCCGGCCCGGCCGCCCCUCCACUCCCUCCAGCCCGACCCGGCGGCCUCCUGAGCUCCUGGGCGGCCCAGGCCGACCUCGACGCGCAGCUGUCUCCCGGGCCAAGCCUGCAGCCCUGGGGCCUUUCUCGGGCCCAAUCGCCCGCGGGGCCGGCCCUCGGGCCGCAGCGGCCUGUCCAUUCCCGGCGAGGGCUGACAGGAGGCAGCCCAGCUGGUCCGGCGGGCAGUGCCGGCAGGGAGGUGAUCGGCUUUCAUUCGGUUUCCCAGGGAAGAGGAAGGGCUGGGGUGGAGCGCAGGUGGGGGCCUCCGCUUGCUUCCCUCACCCUAGUCUCUCAUCCUCUUUCCUGAGUGGUCAGAGAGGCCUCUGGCCGCACCUUCCUGGAGGGGGACCAGGGUGGGCAGCUGAGCUGGGGGCCUGGGACCGUGGACCCUGUGUCUGGCAGCCAUUCAUGCCAGAAAAAAAAAAAAAACAGUUGGGUUGGCGCAGCCUGACCUAGACCUCGCUCAGAGUAGUUCUGCUUCCCUCUUUCCUGGGGAGGCUUCAGUACCUGCUCACUCAUGCAACCUGCUGCCUCCACCCAGAGCAGCGGCUUCUUUACUUCUUCCCUUCCCAGAAAGAUUCUGAGGUUGACAGCUUUUAGCCUGACUCUUACGUUUCUUUGGCAGAACAGUUAGAGGCCAGGCUGGCCUGUAAAGGCAUCCCUUCCUUCUCUUUUCAUCAGGAGAAAACUUAGAAACUUUUCAAUGUUAGAGGCAGAAGAGCUGGGAACCUGAAAGUGGGUUGCAUCUGAUUCUAAAAGUUGUUCCCUCUCGCUGUCAUUACCUUAUGCUGCCACAAAGUGGUGAGUUAGAGAUUUGCCUGAGCUGGGUGGUCUUUACCUUCCAUUGAUUAUCCAAAAUGUUACAGACUUGGAGCAAGGGAACAGGGUUCUCUCCGGAAAGGUGAUAGGGACGAACACUCUGUGGUUAGCAUGCUACUACCCACAUUGCAGGGGCAAACUCGAAAUUGCUUACAUUUUCCUACAGGCCUUGACACUGUCAGAUGAAGAGGAUUUAGGACUUGUUUUGGUGCUCUGGGAGAUGACUAGACUAGGGAACUUCUGCUGUGUGGACAUCUAGGCUGCGUGGGUCUGUGGACCCGUCAUCUAACCCCCAUCAUGCACUGGCUCAGGUCCCUGCAAAGCCAUCCCACUUAUGUGAAGAGAGAACAGGCACAUGGUCAGGGGGGAGGGCCUGGGGGGUAGUUGAGAGGGGUAUGGGCCAGCCCCUGAUGGGAGAAGGUUUCUGAGAUGGUCCUCAGUUUCAUGCAGUUGUUUUAGAUAUUGACUGACUGAGGCCAUUUGCUGUGGGGCCCUCAGGUCUGGGAGGCCUGGCCUCUUAGACCCACAGUCUGUUCUUAUGAGCAGUUGUGUCCUGGGUUGAGAUUCAGCAACAGGAGAGAAGCUGGCAGGCCUACAGAGAGGCCUCAACCAGAGCCUUUCUGCUUUUAUCUAUCUUAUGUACUGGGCUUCCAAGUAAGAAGUGUUUUGCAAAAAAAAAGUUAUGUUACUAAAAUUCUUGUUUUGGAUGCCAGGGCCCUAUCUGGUCACCUCCUUCUUUCUUUGGAGCAAGAGCAGAACUUGUGACUUCUUUGUAUUGUGGACAGAUCACUCCAGACUGUCACCCGUGAGACAGCUAAUUGAAGAGGGUUGACAAACCAAUCAUCAGGGAAGGCAGAGCUUCCCUGCCAUUGCUGGCACCCUGCCUCGAAGACCCCCGUCCUGUAGGCAGAGCCUUGUAGUCUGUCUUGGUUAAUGACUUGGGCUGCCUGACUAGCCCCUCUCUGUGCCUUGUCUGAGGUCCUCAUCCAUACCUGAUCCUGGGCAGCUUCUCUCUCUGGUGUGGGUCACCUUAAGCAGGGAAACUGAAGCCAUUACUCUCCAAACCCUGUUUCAUCUUCCCAAGCAUGUCGGAAAGCUGGCAGCAGCCGCCGCAGACGCAGCCGCAGCAGCCGCAGCCGCCACAGCCUCAACACCACGCAGAACCACCGCCGGCCCUGGCCGAGCACACACUGACCCCAGGCACAGCUGAGAACCCCCUGGGCUGUGCCGUCUAUGGCAUCCUUCUGCAGCCUGACCCGGGCCUGCAGCCCCCGCAGCACGCGCCCCUGCAGCCAGCAGGCGAGCCGGGCCCCAAGUGCGGCGUGUGCGGUCACGACCUGGCGCACCUGUCCAGCCCGCAUGAGCACCAGUGCCUGGCGGGCCACGACCGCUCGUUCCAGUGCACGCAGUGUCUCAAGAUCUUCCACCAGGCUACCGACCUGCUGGAGCACCAGUGCGUGCAGGCCGAACAGAAGCCUUUUGUCUGUGGCGUCUGCAAGAUGGGCUUCUCGCUGCUCACGUCGCUGGCGCAGCACCACAGCGCGCACAGCGGCACUGGGGGCCUCGUGAAAUGUUCCAUCUGCGAGAAGACAUACAAGCCCGCCGAGGCGGCUGAGCCCGCGGCCACUGCCGCCCCUUCGCUGCCCCCAGCACCCCCUCCGCCCGCCGUAGCCCCUGCAGAACAGGCCGACAAGCCCUACAGCUGCCCCAUCUGCCAGAAGCCCUUCAAGCACCUGUCGGAGCUCUCGCGACACGAGCGCAUCCACACGGGCGAGAAGCCCUACAAGUGCACGCUGUGUGACAAGAGCUUCAGCCAGUCUUCCCACCUGGUGCACCACAAGCGCACGCACAGCUCGGAGCGGCCGUACAAGUGCGCGGUUUGCGAGAAGACCUUCAAGCACCGCUCGCACCUGGUGCGCCACAUGUACGCGCACUCGGGUGAGCACCACCUGUUCCGCUGCAACGUGUGCGAGCUGCACUUCAAGGAGUCAUCCGAGCUGCUGCAGCACCCGUGCACGCCCAGCGGGGAGCGGCCCUUCCGCUGCGGCGAGUGCCAGAAGGCCUUCAAGCGGCCGUCGGACCUGCGGCAGCACGAGCGCACGCACAGCGCCGAGCGGCCCUUCAAGUGCGACCUGUGCCCCAUGGGCUUCAAGCAGCAGUACGCGCUGAUGCGGCACCGGCGCACGCACAAGACCGAGGAGCCCUUCAAGUGCGGCCUGUGCGAGAAGGGCUUCGGGCAACCCAGCCACCUGCUUUACCACCAGCACGUGCACACCCUCGAGACCCUCUUCAAGUGCCCCGUGUGCCAGAAGGGCUUCGACCAGUCGGCCGAGCUGCUGCGGCACAAGUGCCUGCCGGGCGCGGCCGAGCGGCCCUUCAAGUGCCCGGUGUGCAACAAGGCCUACAAGCGGGCGUCGGCUCUGCAGAAGCACCAGCUGGCCCACUGCUCGGCCGCCGAGAAGCCUCUGCGCUGCACCCUGUGUGAGCGCCGCUUCUUCUCGUCCUCCGAGUUCGUGCAGCACCGCUGCGACCCGGCCCGCGAGAAGCCGCUCAAGUGCCCGGACUGCGAGAAGCGCUUCAAGUACGCCUCCGACCUGCAGCGGCACCGGAGGGUGCACACGGGCGAGAAACCCUACAAGUGCCCCAACUGCGACAAGGCCUUCAAGCAGCGUGAGCACCUCAACAAGCACCAGGGCGUGCACGCCCGGGAGCAGCAGUUCAAGUGCGUGUGGUGCGGCGAGCGCUUCCUGGACGUGGCCCUGCUGCAGGAGCACAGCGCGCAGCACAGCGCCGCCGCAGCUGCGGCCGAGGGCGCCUACCAGGUAGCCGCCUGCCUGCCCUGAGUCCCCGCCGCGGCCCCCACCAGGCCCGGCCCGGCCUCCUCGCACCCAUCCCUGCACCGGCUCGGUGUUCUGAGGGAGGCCCUGGGCGUGAGGACAGAAGGGCACUGGGCAGGUGGAGGGUGUGGGUGCCUGGCACUCCCGGUACAGGCCUGGGCGGGGGGCGGGGGCGGCAGAUUGCUGUGGCUGGUCCUGACCCCACAGACCUCUUUCCCAUUACAGGAUUCGCUCUCUUGAGAGACCUCAGCCUCCCUUGUCUCUGGGGGCCUGGAACCAGGCUGGAAGUCCAAUGGCCUCUCUCCACCCCAACGAGGGGGUGGUGCUAGCCCAACCUUCCCAGACCUUUCAGCCUAAUUAGAAAUCGGAUAGGUUAGGAAAGAGGAGGGUCACGGUAGCGCCUGGGAGAAGGGCUGGACUCCAGAGGUAGGCUGGGUGUAGGGCAUCCCCCUUCAGGUUGCUGUUUGAGGGAGAAGGCCAGCUCCGUGAUGUAGUCCUGGAACCAGGAGGGCAAACUGUGAGCCACCGGCCUCUCCGUCAGCUUCAGCCGGGGGCGAUGCAUCCUCCAGGUUUCUGGCAGGCGAGACAUACAGGGGUGCUGCACACCUGUGGGCUCAGUCUGCUUGGAGGACAAUUGGCCCAGCCAGAGGGAGGAGGCAGAGAAGUUCUCCUGUGACUCACUCAGCCAGGGACAGUGCUGUCCACAGGGAAAGGAGGAAAGGCAGCCUUUGCACCCAGGGCUAAUCCCACUGUUUUGGAAGUGCCCCUCCCACCUUUGCGGCAUGGUUCCAAGCACUGGUGGGGAAUGCGCUCUCAGCCCGACAGAACUACUGAUGUGAAAGAGGGGACUGUUAGAUCACCUGGCGCCUGGGAGGAAGCAGGGCUAAGCCCGUGAUCUUCCCAGUGGAUGGGAACAAGUGUCACCCCUUUGAAUUGUGUGAACCAAAGCCUCAAGGGCGUGGCCCUAAUCAGCUCGGCCCAGCCCUGCUUCAGGGCCAAGACCAUGCCUGGGUACCCAGGGUAGGGGAGGUGAAAGGACCAUGGGAACGCCUCUGACCCCACAGUGCCCUCCCAGCCCAUGGGCACCCUCCCCCAUCAGUCUGGCUGCUGACCUGUACUCCAGGGGUUUUGCUCUACCAAGAUGCUCUAGACAACAUUCAGCUACUUCCAAGGCCAGAGUGUUCUCCUUCGGGUCCUCCUAGGGUCCCCCUAGGUCUCUGGAUGCCCACUGGGCUCAUGGAGCUGAUGGUGUCCAGGAUAAGGAGUGGGCAGGGGAACAGGGUUGUUAAGGAAACCGGUAGGUAGAUGGAGUCGAUUGGUAUUGCUUGAUGGCUGGGACUCUUCUCGGGAAGGCCAGAAGACCUUUACUAUCAAAAUGAUUCUUUUGAACCCAGCUCUGCCCCACCCUCUCCCAGACCCCUUCCCUGGGUCUUAAAAGGAGACUUUAAUCAGUGCCCACCCCAAGAUCCCAGAGGAGCAGGGAGACCCGUCUUGUCCCACUCUCACCUUCAGAAGUCUGAAAAGCCCUCAUCCCCCUCCUCUGUCUAGGUUCCCUUCCUGUGCCCGCAGAGAGGGGCUGGUCCUUCCCCUCGGUGCUGGCUUUAGUCACAAUGCCUCAAAAGACAUGGAACCCAGGCUGAAAACAGUCCCAACUGCUAAUGUUUUUCUUUCAUUUUGCUUUCUAAAAGCAGUUGUUAUACUGUUCAUAACAUUGUAUAGUUUAAUUUCAUGUCAUUUUGGAUCUUAUAUAAAAAUGUGAGAAUUUGGAUUUUUAAAAAGAAUGAUUCCAUUUUAGAUAGCCCUUUUGAUGUUAAUAUAUAGUGAGUCCAAUGUAUGCUUUAGAAGUAAAGACAUUGACCUUCACAG
Molecule: messenger RNA, 5925 nt
Organism: Balaenoptera acutorostrata (minke whale)
Lineage: Eukaryota; Metazoa; Chordata; Mammalia; Artiodactyla; Balaenopteridae
Gene: ZNF319
Product: zinc finger protein 319
Exons: 2
Coding region: 2308-4065 (585 amino acids)
Source: RefSeq, a predicted model, not a curated record